This is a messenger RNA of Rhipicephalus sanguineus (brown dog tick), 1533 nucleotides long. It is a transcript of the gene AsnRS-m, whose product is annotated as probable asparagine--tRNA ligase, mitochondrial. The record is from RefSeq and is a predicted model, not a curated record. The coding region runs from base 49 to 1506 and encodes 485 amino acids. Gene Ontology annotation, biological process: asparaginyl-tRNA aminoacylation. Gene Ontology annotation, cellular component: mitochondrion. Lineage: Eukaryota; Metazoa; Arthropoda; Arachnida; Ixodida; Ixodidae. Gene Ontology annotation, molecular function: asparagine-tRNA ligase activity; nucleic acid binding; ATP binding. The transcript has 12 exons.
UCCUCCUUCUCCUAUCUGCCCGGUGUUCUCAUCGUCGUAAUUUUCAUCAUGUGGUCUGCAGCCUUUCGACGCAGUGCUUCCAUCAAAUUCUUUCGGAGAGCAUUGACCACGUCAAGCCAGCGUGGUUGUCAAUCAGUGAAACAGAUAUUAGCAUUUAAAGACGUUAACAAAGCAAUCGAAAUCAAGGGAUGGGUGAGGGCAUUACGAAAACACAAGGACGUGGUGUUCUUGGAUCUUUCAGAUGGGUCAGCCGCAUCCAAAGUUCAGGUUGUUGUUCCUGCAAAUUGUGUGAGGCCAGGCCUUUCAUAUGGGGCAGCUAUCCAGGUUCUUGGAAAACUGGUAGCCAGCUCACACAAGGGGCAGGAAUUCGAAGUGCACGCUGAAGACAUCACAGUGUUGGGACCUUGUGAUGUGGAGGGAUACCCGUUUCAUGCGCGGAAGACGUACCCUCCUGAGUAUGUGCGAAGCUUCCUCCAUUUCAGACCACGGCAGGCCAAGGAAGCGGCCAUGCUGCGGCUUCGCAGUGCUGCUUUAAUGGCGGUGCAUGCUGCAUUCCAGUCUCAGGGCUUCUUUCAUGUUCACACGCCCAUCUUGACAUCCAAUGACUGCGAGGGUGGUGGGGACGUUUUCACUGUCAGGCCCAUGAAGCAACAAACAGCCAAGAAGGAAUCUGACGAAAGCUCCGAGGAUCUCUUCUUUGGCAGGCCAGUCUACCUUACUGUAUCAGCACAACUUCACUUGGAGGCUAUAGCUAUGUCCCUGUCGAGGGUUUACACUGUGGGUCCCACAUUUCGUGCGGAGAACUGCAACACACGACGACAUGUCUGCGAGUUCUGCAUGGUGGAAGCUGAGGAGGCCUUUGUCACGUCUUUGGACACCUUGCUUCAGAGGACAGAAGACGUUGUGAAGAAUUUGUUCACCAGUCUGGUCAACUCAUCUAAUCAAGAUGUAGCAUUAAUUACAAGAGAUGCCCCUUCUGGCCACCUUGAGACGGUGCAGGCCGCACUGGAGAAGCCUUUCGUAAGGAUGACAUACAGUGAAUGCAUCAGUGUUCUUCAGUCUGCCAGAAAUGAAAACAUUUCGCUUCAGAACAUCCAGUGGGGCCAGGACUUGGGAGCAGACCACGAGGAAUACUUGGUGAAGCACUGUGGCAAUGGAGGACCACUGUUCGUGACGCACUUUCCAUCAGCACUCAAGCCUUUCUACAUGAAGCACUCUAUUCGUCAGUCUGGCAUGGUGGAAGGAUUUGACCUGCUGGCACCUUUUGGAGGCGAGCUUUGUGGUGGGAGUCUGAGGGAGGAUGACCACACUGUUCUCGAGGAACGUCUGCGGAAUCUAGGAAUCGCCGAGGCUUUCCCUUGGUACUUGGACCUUCGGAAAUAUGGAUCUGCACCACAUGGAGGGUUCGGUCUGGGCUUUGACCGAAUGCUACAGUAUUUUUUUGCUAUAAAGAAUAUUAGGGAUGUGGUGACCUUCCCGCGAUGGUCAAAUCACUGUUCUAUGUAGGCACUGCAUUGUUCAAUAAACGUUCUC